Messenger RNA from Papaver somniferum (opium poppy), 1041 nucleotides. RefSeq names its product protein RTE1-HOMOLOG-like. The record is from RefSeq and is a predicted model, not a curated record. The transcript has 4 exons. Gene Ontology annotation, biological process: regulation of ethylene-activated signaling pathway; response to ethylene. The coding region runs from base 249 to 953 and encodes 234 amino acids. Gene Ontology annotation, cellular component: Golgi apparatus; endoplasmic reticulum. NCBI's taxonomy places the organism in Eukaryota, Viridiplantae, Streptophyta, Magnoliopsida, Ranunculales, Papaveraceae.
AUCGUACACUUUACUGGAAAGAUCUCAGCCGUUUAUUUAACCAUCAAAAAACAAUUAAAUACUUUUAUUGGCCUUUCUCCGGCUUAUGUUGUUAGUCUUUUGAGAUUUUGGGUUUGGAAAUUUUGGAGCUCUCACGGCGAAGAUCAGGAUUUGGUACCUGUGAUGGAACAUUUGUUUCAAAUAUGAAAUCAACAGUGUCUACAGCUGCAUACUGUAUAAAGAAUUAACAAAUUGAGGCAAAUAUCCUUAUGGAAACUCAUGCAGAUGGAGACAGUGCACUAAUGAUUGGGGAGACUGAGCCAUGUAUCAUGCAGAUUGAUCCAAAAAGAGCCCGGUUCCCAUGUUGCAUAGUGUGGUCACCUCUUCCCGUUUUUUCAUGGUUUGUCCCUUUCAUCGGCCACAUUGGUAUAUGCAGAGAGGAUGGGGUCAUCUUAGACUUUGCAGGACCCAAUUUCGUAUGUGUUGAUCACUUUGCCUUUGGGGCGGCAACACGGUACAUUCAGAUAACCAAAGAUAAGCAGUGUUGCUGCAUUUCGCCCAGCAUGUCUGAGCACGAAAGUCAGAUUAGGUGCAAUCGAACAGAGCUGCAAAGUGAGAUAAUGACAUGGGAUGAUGCCAUACGGAAGAGCACGCAAGAAUUCCAACACCGGGAUUACAGUUUGUUCACAUGUAAUUGUCACUCAUUUGUUGCAAAUAAUCUGAACAGGUUGGGAUAUGGUACUGCGACUGGGAGAUGGAAUGUAGUGAAUUUGGCAGUUUUGAUCUUCCUCAAAGGUCGUUGGGUAAGUAAAACUGCAAUUGUCAAAUCAUGCUUACCUUUUGUUGUAGUAUUCAGUUUAGGGGUAACAUUUGGGGGUUGGACAUUCUUAACUGUACUGGCAUCUUUCACUGCCAUUGUUGUUGGUUGGUUUCUUCUCGGCACCUACUGCUUUAAGAGUCUGAUCCAGUUGUAGUGGAAGUCGUAGCUUUAGAAUUAUCGGAGUAUUACUGCUAAAUUGUAACCUGGCAAACACAUUUAUAUAAGAGAAGAUUUUUGUAUCU